Molecule: messenger RNA, 1587 nt
Organism: Paramisgurnus dabryanus
Lineage: Eukaryota; Metazoa; Chordata; Actinopteri; Cypriniformes; Cobitidae
Source: RefSeq, a predicted model, not a curated record
UUUUUGUCUACAAAGUGUGCCAACAACAGCAAAUUUAGUGUUUAUAUUAACUUAGAUCUGAUCAGGAACAUUAAAUCGAUUAGACAAGCAUUGUAACGUAAAUAAGAAUGUGGAUAUUUUGGUUUUGUUAGCUUGCUAAGUUGUUAGCACUUUUAGAACACUGACAGCAAAUCAUUACCGGAAGAAAUACAUAAACAUACUUACAAAUUACUAAUUCUGCGGUUUAACAACUGAUAUAAUGUAAUGAAUCUACCUGUUAAUGCAACGAACUUCGGAAACUGUCGUCUUCGCUCUCCAGGCAGAGAGUGGACACAGAGAUCCUGCGGAGCGGGCGGGAAAACACGAAGUGGAUCACCGGAAUCAGUGGAUCUUUAGCGGAGCGGUAACAAUAAAACGGCAAGUUUUUUGGGCACCGUGUUUAGUCUAUGUUCCGCGUUUUGCUGCUUUCCGCAAGUCUCUCAUAUUAAAAACGAACUAGACACCCGUCUAAAAGGGUUUUUAAAAUAUGUAUUUAAAAUUUAAUAAUACUGUAUAAAUCAUCACGCGGGCCGGAUUGGACACCUUUGCGGGCCGUAUCCGGCCCGCGGGCCGCAUGUUUGACACCCCUGUCUUAGAUAAACGUUGGUUUGAUGUUGCGCAAUGGAGUCGACCUCAAACCUGGGAGAGGGAAAAUGCUCCCAUUAUGGACCAUGCCAGAGGUAGCAGCAGCUGACCUUCUAAAACAGGCUGUCCAGAAAUUGAAAACAUUCAACAAAGACAUGGAUGAUGGACCCUACCGUCUUCUGUUUCCCGAUGGCUCCGAGGUGGUUGUUGUCCCUGGGACCGAAAAGCCAUUCCUUUUAGCUGAAUCUAAAAAGGAAAUUGGCAAGCCAUAUUGCCGCAUUACACUUUUUGUAUGUCCGGAUGAACAUUUCCAAGAAGCAUAUGCUGAUCCUGAUUCAGAUUCAGAUUCCGAAGUCAUUGUGAGAACCCGGAGGUCUUUGGAAUUCAGUGAGGCUGACACCAUGCUUUGUGAACCUCUGAAUGAGAGUACACCCAAACACCAAAUCAAGCAAGAAGUAAUGGAAACACAGAAAACUGAGCAGAUUGUCAUAUCUGAUUCUGAGGAUUGUCCGGAUCCACCUAAACCAGCCAUGUUAAAGUACUACAGGAUGGACUCCGACAUUACAUUACCGGAAAUCAUCUAUGAUCUUUCUCAAAGUAUUGAUCAUGGAAGGGUCAGCAGGUUUAAUGUUUGCCGGUCAGAUGUGUGGGAUGGAGCUCUACGAGGUUUCAAGCGAAGCACAUUUUCAGAAAAUGCGACCUGUUGGUCAGAUUUACUGAUGAUGCUGGGGUGUUUGAAGAUUCUGUGGAUACAGGUGGGCCAAAAAGAGAAUUUCUAACUCUCCUAAUGAGUCAUCUUAAAAAUCGCCCGAUUUUCAGUGGACCAGAAGGGCAUCGUUACAUUACCUAUAAUGCGAAGGAUUGAGAGUGCUGCUUCCUUGGAAGAUCUGCAAGACUGUACUCUUAAGCACACCACAAUGUUGCAGACUGCAGGGUGCUUCAGAUGUGUGAAGUCCCUUGAGGACAAGAUGACCAUUGUAUCCG